Molecule: messenger RNA, 423 nt
Organism: Cylicocyclus nassatus
Lineage: Eukaryota; Metazoa; Nematoda; Chromadorea; Rhabditida; Strongylidae
Source: the annotation of a GenBank genome assembly
AUGUUGCUCCUGCGUGAAACAUUUGUGCUGUUCUGGAUCAUAACUCCUGCCUUCAUGGAUACUAUCUGGUGUGAUCAGGAGAAUCAAGUGCCGGGGAAAUGGAUAAAUCCCCUAAUCGCAAAGCUCGAAAGCUAUAUUGCAUGCGUGACUAAUGAUAUCGUCCUCCCUUUGUAUGAAGAUCCUGCAUUGGCAAUCCGUGCCAUGGAAUGCGUUAAAGAGGGUGGUUUCACCUUAGAGAACCUCGAUCCUGAAGAGGAUGAUGAGUUUUUUGAUCCGCGUUGGGACUGUAAAACGGUUCUGUACCGGAGUUCGGAUAGGCCGGAAACAGUUGCUGACAAUUCCCUUAAAGAAUUUUAUCCAAGCUUAUACAAGGUAUUACAUUUUAAUUAUUCCAUCAUUAGUAUUCCAUUGACUUCAUCAUGA